Poecilia latipinna (sailfin molly) is the source of this 2569-nucleotide messenger RNA. Its product is annotated as globoside alpha-1,3-N-acetylgalactosaminyltransferase 1-like. Lineage: Eukaryota; Metazoa; Chordata; Actinopteri; Cyprinodontiformes; Poeciliidae. Gene Ontology annotation, biological process: carbohydrate metabolic process. Bases 250 to 1305 code for a protein of 351 amino acids. Gene Ontology annotation, cellular component: vesicle; Golgi apparatus; membrane. The record is from RefSeq and is a predicted model, not a curated record. Gene Ontology annotation, molecular function: hexosyltransferase activity. The transcript is spliced from 3 exons.
AGAGCUGCUGGAAGGAAAAUUCAGUACGUGAAGCAAGAGGAGAGGAAAAUAAUCUGAAAGCCAUGAGGAGCAGAGAGAAUCUGAAUCUUUGGAAAACCAGUGGCCAAACACCGUGGUUUUAAUGGCAAACGUUCAGGAAGAGGCUGGCUGAGCUACCCAGAGAAAAAUACACACAAUGGGCAAAAAUAGUUUCCUGCACUGUUAGAUUAGACUAGGUUUUGAGAGUUUAGACCAACGACCGACAGCAGUAUGGCACUUUUCCCGUUCUGCAAGUCUCCUGCAGGCCCAGUCAGAAUGAACAGAAUACAGCUCCUCCUGUGCUGUUUUCUACUGUCUCUUAUCAUAUACUUCUUUAAUGGACGUAAAGCUGCUGCCAGUUUGGAGUCAGCCCAUCCCUUGUCUCAGGUGUUGGGAAUGAAGGAUGGAAUGAUACUGAAAGACAUGUCUUCAAUGAAGACAGUGGACUCAAAAACUCCACAGGAGACAUCAUGGGGAGCCCCUAUGGUUUGGGGUGACAGCCACAAUUCGGUGUGGCGCAGGGCGAAACUCUCAGAACGAGGAAUUCGCGUAGGCCUGUUGACCCUUGUGGUCGGGACUUACGCCCGGUUUGUCCGUCGUUUCCUCUACUCAGCUGAAAACCACUUUCUCCCUGGUCAGAUGGUCACAUAUUACAUUCUUACAGACAACCCCCGCACUCUGGAUCCUCCGGUCGAGCUGGGCCCUGGACGGCAGAUGAAGGUGCUUCUGGCUGCGGAGCUGCCUGGCUGGGACAGGUUGGCUUACCGUCGCAUGGUGCUGUUUGCUGAAGCCCUCUGGGGCUCCAUUGGCAAAGAGGUCAACUACAUCUUCUGCGCUGACAUUGACCAGGAGUUUGUGGGCCCAGUGGGGGAAGAAAUCCUUGGGGAUCUGGUGGCUACGCUACACCCAGAGUUCUUUGAAAUGCCACGAAACAAUUUCCCUUACGAAGACCAAGAAGAGUCAUCCGCUUGCGUGGAGGAGGACGAGGGAGACUACUACUACACAUCAGAGUUUUAUGGCGGGGUGGUUUCUCAAAUGCGCAGGCUUGUUCGGGAGUGUUCUUUGCUUAUACUUCAGGACGAGGCGAACAAAGUGAUGGCCAAAGGACUGGAGGAAAGCUACUUAAACCGCUACCUGAUCGACCACAGGCCCACAUGUGUACUCUCGCCAGAGUACAGCUGGUGGGAUUCACCCCUUACCGCCCAUGUGCCUAAAAAGAGGCUGGUCUCAUUGGGAAGGCAGUGUGAGGCUUAUGAUAUAGAGAAGAGAGAGCUACAGAGGUGCUGAAUUUUUAAGAAAGGAAGGACAAGAGAGUUCUGCAAUUUACACUCAUUUAUGUACGCAGUGGUGUGCAAAGUGUUCAUGACCUUUGCAAGUUUUCAAAUCAAAACAAACCCCAGUGUGUUUUAUUGAUCCCCAUGGGGGAAUUGCAAAGAGGUUUGAUCUAAACCAUCAUCCAUCAUCUUUGACAAGCUACCCUUUCUCUCAUAAAGAAAAGCAUCCCCACACCAUAAUUCUGCCUCCACCAUGUUUCAGUGGUGCACCCAAGCUGCACUCCAAUGUUAGUUAUCCAUUAUAUGUGGUGUUUUGCACCCUUUUCCAGGUAACUUUUCCCGGCACAGUUGGUGACAAACUGCAAAUGGGAUUACUUCAGCACUCGAGACUUCCUCUUGCUUCUCUUCCACGAAGGAGUAGAUAACUAACAGUUGUCCUGUCAACAGACACUCCUGCCUAAGCUGUUAAUCUGCACAGUCUCCACGGCUGCUUCUCCUAUUGAUGCUGUCAGGCGUAUCAGUUAGAAAUCUCCUAAACUUUAUCACUGACCUGUCUUUUGUUUUUCUUGGUCUUCGUGAUGUUGUUUACUCACUGAUUUAUCACCAAGGUCUCCACCAAACAGCUGGACUUAUACUGAAAUUAAAUUACGCUACAUUUGUGGUUGUAAUUUGAGCUAAAAUGUGAAUGACGGUACUUUUGCAAGGCACUGUAUCUCAUGCCAUUUCAUGAAGGUGGAAUACGUGGCGUCUCACAAGAUAACUGAUAAAAAUCAAUGUAAUGAGAAUGCAAAUAUUAAUAAAAUCUCCAUAAAAGAUUCUGAUUUUUUUUUAUUUUUUUUAUGGUCUGUUCUGUGAGAUAACAAAUGGAGCAAGCAGUCGUGCUCAAGCUAGCUGCACAAACCUGCACCUUUGCAUGCACACUCUCUCUUCCCCCAGCAGACAAAGAGAAGCUGACCUGUCUCUGUAAACAAAGCACUGUCCUCUCCAUUAAUGUCAGCCUCAGAGAUACUGCUCCAGUGGCUUUGUGGUCGGCAGUGAUAAGAGGCAACAGUAAGUGCACUCUUUCCCCACAGUGGCCAAUCAUUAACUGAAAGAGCCGCUGUCCCAAGGUCUUUAAAGACCAGGUGGGUGAAAAUAGACUCAAAUUGGGAGUUGUUUUUCCAUGUUUUCCACGUGGAAAGAAUUUGGGGUUUUGACAAGAAUCUGUGCAACAUGUACAGAAUAUUUAUGUAUAUCAUCUGUUUUAUAUAUACAUAUAAAAGCUGUACUUGACUAAC